Molecule: messenger RNA, 1246 nt
Organism: [Torrubiella] hemipterigena
Lineage: Eukaryota; Fungi; Ascomycota; Sordariomycetes; Hypocreales; Clavicipitaceae
Source: the annotation of a GenBank genome assembly
CCGCUAGUAAUGGUACAAAUACUCAUUUAACUAUAAAAAUUAAUUCAAAAUUUUAUACUACAAAAGUUUUUAACUCCAACGCAUCGUCGUUACACCACAACAUGCCGCACCGCCCACUACUGACAAGUGACGUUAGCGGCCGAUCCACCCGCUUUCCCCUGCACAUUGUCGCAUGCCGCUUUUCGCAACUUCACUCUGCAAAGCUCAACACACACACCACAGCCAUUCAGCCCGCCAUGUCCUCAAUAGGGCCACAGAUGCCGUCGCAGGCCACAAAGCGCAAACACACACCUGAUAUAGAAGAAUACACCUCAGAAGCAGCACCCGUAGCAUCGCCGAACAAGCAGGCGCGACACCACGGACCGACAUUGCCUCCAUCCACCACGAACAAGGACGAGAUCGAUCUUGACGACGAUUCUUCAGACGAUGGUUUUGGCCCUAGCGCACCGAUAGGCACAGCGACAGUAGGACCCAGCCAGCCAGUUUCGGGCCCAACCUUACCACCCCAAUCAAAUAAAGACGAAAUAGAUCUAGACGAUUCGGACUCAGAUACUGGUCCUGCACCACAAGUCGCAGCCGUUGAACCGACUGCUGAAGACCCAGCCUCCUCUUCUGACUCUGAUGACGAUUACGGACCUGCGCUUCCCGGCGCCGGGCCACGCAGAGGACCAAUUGGCCCUACUCUCCCAUCGGCAGCCAACGACUCGACAGCGCCAACCCGCGAUACAUGGAUGCUGGAACCACCCACUUCGUCCGGCUACUCGGAGCGAGAUACCACCAAGAUGCGUGCUAGAAAGUUCACAUCGAAGCCCGGUCCCUCAGAAGGUGGUGUGAGCGCUAUCUGGACAGAAACACCAGAAGAAAAGCUCAAGAGACUUCAAGACUCUGUGCUUGGCCGAUCCAGCGAGCAGGCCAGCGGGUCGACCGUGUCCAAAAAGAGUAAAGACGAAGAAGUGAGAAAUCGACGAAUUGCAAAAAGCAUUGAAUCACAACGGGGCCAGAGUCUGUAUCAAGAACAUCAAGAUAAAAACAAGGCCAGUGGGAAAGCCACCGACGAAGAAGAUGAUCCAAGCAAACGCGCAUUUGAUAGGGAAAAAGACAUGGCGUUGGGUUCCAAGAUUGGCUCAUCCCAGCGUCAAGAGCUCAUUAACAAGUCUGCCAAUUUUGGAGGUAGAUUCCAGAAAGGCUCGUACUUGUAAGAAGUGUCUGUACAUUUAUAGCACAUGGGCGGUUAUAUCAGUAAUAU